GAUGCCACUGAGAGGUUAAAUUGGAGGGGGUGUAAACGAAGCAAGCUGUCCAGGGCAGGAUGCCCUCUCUGUACCCCCCGACACAUUAGCGGGAGUGCGCAGUGUCAGGCCGGGCCAGCAGCAGUCGACGCAUCAUCGCACGUACUUUACGCACACUGGAUAAACGGGGGCAGAGACCCUGUCGAGGAUGAUGCUUAUACCGGCUGAGAAGGGCUUUCUCUCGGGCUUUAUUUAACUGGUAGCAGUGGUCCGGUCGCUGGUACUGGUGUAAAAUGCAUUGGAGCAGACCGGGUGUGCUGGUCGGCCUAGCGGAGCUCGGCUGCUGCUGCUCGCCUUCGCCUCUCCCAUUUCUAUUCUAGUACUUUUUUAUUGUAGCUUUAUUAUUUCCAGGUCAAAAUUUCAGUUUCCUGUGCGGCUUGUUUGUACUAAAAAUGGCCGGAGAUGGCGGCGCUCUGAAGGAUAUCAAUGAGAUUAAAUCCCAGUUCCGGACCAGAGAGGGCUUCUACAAGCUGCUCACCCUCUCGGACUCGCAGCAGCGGGGCGGGCUGCCGCGGGGUCCGUCUGCCGGAGCCACGCUGGGCCCAGGGGCUGGACCCGGUCCGAUACCCGGCGGAGGGGUCGGGCUGCUGCAGGGGCCCGGGGCUGCCGCCGCCUCCUCGUCUUCCAAUGCCGCAGCCAACUCCUCUCCGGCGGGUUUCUUACCGCCGGUCCGGGUCUCUAUGGUCAAACUGCAGCCAGAAGACCCGAGCGAGGAGUCGGAGCGGGUGUGCUUCAACAUCGGCAGGGAGCUGUAUUUUUACACGUACACCAACAUAAAGAAGGCUGUAGACCUCAGUAAGCCAAUAGACAAGAGAAUCUACAAGGGGACUCAGCCGACAUGUCACGACUUCAACCAGUACUCCGCCACAGCAGAGAGCGUGGCUCUCAUCGUAGGAUUCUCAGCUGGACAGGUCCAGUAUCUCGACCCCAUCAAGAAGGAAACCAGUAAACUCUUCAAUGAGGAGAGGUUGAUAGACAAAUCCAAGGUGACGUGUCUAAAAUGGCUUCCCAAGUCGGAGAACCUGUUCCUUGCCUCCCAUGCCAGCGGCCACCUUUACCUCUACAACGUGGAGCACCCAUGUGGCACCACGGCCCCACAGUACUCUCUCCUGCGUCAGGGCGAGGGCUUUGCUGUCUACGCCUGUAAAACUAAGACACCACGCAACCCGUUGUUACGAUGGGCCGUGGGUGAGGGAGGCCUCAACGAGUUCGCUUUCUCUCCGGAUGGUGUGCAUGUGGCGUGCGUGGGCCAGGACGGCUGCCUGCGUGUCUUCCACUUUGACUCGAUGGAGCUGCAGGGGGUGAUGAAGAGCUACUUCGGUGGACUGCUGUGUGUGUCAUGGAGCCCCGAUGGGAAAUAUCUCGCCACAGGCGGAGAGGAUGACCUGGUUACCGUCUGGUCAUUUGCAGAAAGCCGUGUGGUAGCAAGAGGUCACGGCCACAAGUCCUGGGUCAAUGUGGUGGCAUUUGACCCCUUCACGACUUCUCUGGAAGAUGAGGAGCCUAUGGAGCUUAGCGGCAGUGAGGAAGACCUCCACCAGGGGGCACUAAAUAACUCCAUGCACUUUGGUCGGGUUCGAACGAGCAGCACCUUGUCGCGUCUUUCUCGGCACAGCUCUAAAGGUGGUGGUUCGGCGUCGGUCACAUACCGGUUUGGCUCAGUGGGGCAGGACACUCAGUUUUGUCUGUGGGACUUGACGGAUGACGUUUUAUACCCACGUCUGCCACUGUCCCGCGCCUUUACUAACACUUUUGGACCCUCGCUGUCCAACUCUGGCAGCGGUGUGGUCAACAGCACCUCAGGUGUGGGAGGAAGUGGAGGGGUUGAGGGGCACCAUCACCCUCCGAACACUAACACCGGCACCUCCAACCCACCAACGCUCCCCUUACCGCUUCCUCGCUCCCUUUCUCGCUCCAAUUCUCUGCCUCACCCCGCCGUGGCAAAUGUCUCCAAGGGCCAGGGCACCUCGGAAGGCGGCGGGGGAGUUGGAGGAGGCGGAGGGAGCAGCAGCGGAGCAAACAUCACCCCAUUCAGCAUUGGCCGUUUUGCUACGCUGUCACUCCAGGAGCGCAAGUCAGACAAGUCCGGUUGCAGCGGUGGGGUGGAGAAGGAGCACAAGAGGUACCACAGCCUUGGCAACAUCAGCAAAAGCAACGAUAAGAUUAACGUAGCGCCGAGAAGCAACCGGCUGGACGCUGCCAAGGUCCUGGGCACCACGCUGUGCCCACGCAUGCAUGAGGUGCCGCUGCUGGAACCGCUGGUGUGCAAGAAGAUUGCACAUGAGAGGCUGACCGUCUUGGUGUUCAUGGACGACUGCAUCAUCACAGCCUGCCAGGAGGGUCUCAUCUGCACCUGGGCACGGCCGGGGAAGGCGAACUUGACAGCACAGAACGGGAACUCUCCGAGUGGAACAGUGGUAUAGCUGGAGGAGAAGCUUUGCACUCAUCCCUCCCUCUAUUUCCUCCCUCAAUCUGUGUCGUCUCCCUCUCCAUCUAUCUUCAAAAAUGUCAAAUUAGGGGCCAGCAACCAGAGACCGUACCCUACCCACCACUGCAGUAUUAUAGCCUCAAUAUAGCCCUCUGUACUUGCCAUGACCCAAACCCUGUUCCCUACUGAUUUUACUCUCAUGGCGUGCAUUUGGGUGGGAAACACUUGCUGAAUGAUUGUUACAUGAGCUAUGAAACUAAAAUAACUUAAACAGAUUUAAGAAGUCUUGGGAUAGACUUAAAGUUACAAAGUCAGGCAAUCUUGGGUGAUGCCCCUUAGUUCCAGUUAAGAGAAGUUUUAAUACUAUGGUAUACAAUGAUUUUUUUGUGUUUUUCCUACUUAGCAGUUUGGGGAAGCAACCCAAUUUCAACCUAAUGGUUCUCCCAUUUUGGGGUGGAAGAACUUAAUUGGCCUGUACAGAUUCCUGACCUUCACCACAUCCAACACCUUUGGGAUGAACUGAAAUGUUUUCUGCAAGGCAGGUUUUUAUCACUCAAUGUCUCAGUGUCCAGUCUCACUAAUGCUCUUGUGGCUGAAUGGGAGAAAAUCCCUACAUUCAUGUUCUAACAUCUGGUGGAAAGACUUUUCAGAUGCGUAGAGGACAGCCAUUUUCCAAAUAAAAAUGUAGGGUGUUUGUUAGCAGUCAUCCACUUUAAAAACUGGAGUUUGUCCACAGCCCGUUUAACCCGGUCAGGUUAGUUUCACCAGUCAGUUUAAUGGUUUUAAUGACCAGAAACAAGUUUUUUAACAUGACGUGACAUGAACUUUAGAUUUAAGAUGCAGAACUUUUUCCUUUACAUUUGUAUUAAGAAAUCUGAAAUGGUAAACGUGUUGUAAUGAUGGUCAGCAGUAGGGCAGUCUUCAGAGAGGGUUUCCCACCUCGUGCCACUGUGGGAAUAAAAAUGUAUUCCCAGUGCUUCUGCCUUCACUUCAUCCCUGAGUGUUGUUCUGCAGGAAAACUGCAACAAACAAACAGAAAUCUGCAACAAGGAGCAAACAGCAGACCAGGCUCAGUCUUCAUUCGUCCUUCGGUCCCUCCUUUGUCCGAUCCCUCCAAUUUCCCUUUCAUGCAAAAGACACUGCAAAAGCCACGGCCAUUGUAUUUAAGUUAUUUAUUUUAUCACAAGACUGUGUAGUAAUUUAUAAUGUAAAUACUGAAAAUACUCUAUAAAUACAAAAAGGACAGAAUGACCUGACAGCAAGGAGGCGAAGAAAAAACAGGAAAAAUGAAGAAUAUUAAUAUAUGAAGAGAUCCUUCUAUUGUACAUAGCAACCGCAUUUAAAAAUUGAAUGUCUGCUGUUUUAGGGAACAUGAAGAUGUCAAUGUGUUUUUAUUUUGUGUGAUAGAGUUUCUCCAGUUUGUCCCUGAAAGCGAGCUGGGGUUAAUCCGUCGAAUGAGGCGGACGCAUUUUGGGUCUAGUGGGACUUUUUAGAGAAACCGACCCGACUCGAGCACAGAGAGAAAUCUUCGGACUGGCUGCUAGCUGUACAUGUCAGUUAGUAGGUCCAAAUAAUACCAAUUCUGCUGAACAUCAUGCGUGAACAAACCACAUAUUAAUGAAUAACUUGCUCACAAACAAACACACACACACACACUUGCACAUUCCAAACAUAAAACAGCUCAUAUGCACACACACAAUCCCCUUAUGGUGUAGCAUCAUAUAUACUGUGUCUUGGACUCCAUUCCUGUUGCACCUGAAUUGCCUCUUGCAAGAAUUUGCACAUACAAUAAAUCCACAGUCCGUCCUGAGCUGCCAUGAGUGACAGAAGGUGUUGUUGUCUUGUUUGAUCUGACCUCUGUGCAGAAACAGCUCAAAUAACCGUUCACUGGAUAUAUUUAGUACAGAGGAUAUAAUAGGUGUACAUCAUUUUGAUUCUGCUUAUCGAUUUUGGUGCUUAUUGAAUCUUUGCUCAGAUUCUGAACAUACUGUUAGAAUAAGAAAAGAAACCAAAAAAUGUUCCAAGUAAAAACCUAUUUUAUUUACCAUGUUUUUAGCAGUUUUGGACUUCCUUCCAUAAAAACGACCACAUUCAUUUUAUCAUUAGUUUUAGUUAAAGGGGAAGAUAAAGUAAAAAUAUAAAUUCUCCCUCUCUUGACAUGUGCACAUUUGUCUUUACUGGAGUUGGAUGUGCAAAGAUUAGCUGAUUUUUAUGCAUUGCAAAAAAUGACAGUGGACAUUAAAAACUGCAUUGUCAUACCAUGCUGCAUGAAACGCUUAAUCAUAUUAGAUAAACUUCAUAGCCUGACGUCAGCUGACUUCUGUUUGGCAGGGUUUGUUAGUUUGCUCUUUCGACACAGAAGCUGCAGUGGCGGUUUGUCAGGAGGUUAAUGUUUCAGACAUCUGUACCAAUACAAUAAGGUACCAGAGGAUGGAUUUACUGACUAUAGUGAUCCACUGAUUUCAUCUGGUCAGAAUUAUCAGUAUUUGGUUUAUGACCUGCAAAACCAGCGGCAUCUAAAUAGUCUCACAGAGCUGUUAGCAUGACUAUAGACUCAUUUUAGAUCCCUCCUACUUCCCACCCUCUGAUUGGCUCAGCUGUGAUUCCAAACAGGGACUCAGCCAUUAAUGAGCACAGCACCAGAUCAAUUUGAAUCCCUGAAAAAGAAACAAGCGACAGAAAAAAAAUAUAUUCUGGAACCAGUCUUCCUCCUGCAUGAAAAUAGACCUAAUGUGGAUUUCAGGAAUCGAUAAGUGGAAUUGAAAAUGAAUGACUAAUUAGUUGUUAUAAAUCUGGAACUGGUUUGAGUUCAGAACUAGUUCUCCAAACUCAACCCUGCGUCUCGCUGAUAAUCAACACACCAAACCAUUUCUGUCUACGUCUAAACCAUCAACCAGAGAGAAAGGGCUACUGAGGUGUUUCUGAACAGGAUCUUUUUUUGUUUUCUGUUACUUUUAACAUGCUUCUUAUUUUGGGCCAUAACAAACAACUGACUUCUGUCUUACAUGUAUGAACGCUCACAGUGCAACGUACCGGCAGUUUUUUUUUAUCAGUCUUUGUGCUUUCUUUUGUGUGAGUUAUAGAGUUACUUUUCUGAUAAUACAUCCUAUAAAUAGCAGAGCACCUUCCAAGGCGGUGCCAAGGUUAUGCCCUUGGAGCGACAAACCACCAAGUUCCUCGCACUGUGUUGGAGCCAGUCGGUAUUGUUGAGGGUAUUAUUGUUGGCUACAUGAAUGCUUCAUCACAAUGUCUGAGAGGAAAAACUGGAUCUGCUCUCUUCAGAUGUUAAAGGAAUAAUUCACAAAAUGAAAAUGAUCUAAACCAUAGAUCCUUCACCAAAAAACAUUGAAGUAUUAACAUAUUGUUUAAAACUUUGAAUUUCUCUAAACAGGUUGUGCAGUUUAAUCUAAGAGUUUUAUAGUCAGAUGUUUUGGUGCAGCUGUCUGAUGUUUAUCUUGUUAUCUCACAGACACUGUUCACACCCACUAACCCACUUGAAAUCCAUUCUCAUCAGUGGACGCCACUAAGGUGUGAAUGCACCCUGAAGUAACCCCUCAGGCCACAUCUACAAGUGGCCGUUGAUGCGUUUGUCCACAAUUGUUGUGUGUGAAUGCAAAUGUGUUCCUGACUGAAUUAAAGCCAGUAUAUUAGUAUGCAUACAGAAUGCAAAACCUUCCAAACUCGGUGCAUACUUUUUACAUUUUAGGCUUCUUUCUAAGAGAUGUAAACAUUUGGGUGUGUUGAACUUGGGUGAAAAACAGGUGCCAACUAACUGAGAAAACAAAUACUUGACUGAAAUAUUUUUAACAUGUUAUUUACUUGGUGAAGUUGCGAGUGCUAUACAAAUGUUCUCAGGCACUAGAAAAACAAACGAGAUAUAAAAAGAAUGAUCCUGCUCCUGAACUGAAGGGCUGAAAUAGAAGCGAUCAGUCGGUAUAACUGGCUGUGUUUUGCUUGUAUGUUUCUAGGUCACACUUACUUGAACGCUCAGUAUUUCAAACAAAUAGAAGAUUCAGAGGGGUUUGUGCUAUAAAUGUGUCAUCCAAGGAUUUAUGUUCAUUUUCUGUUUUUAUGGCUACAAGAUUUUGUUAGGUUUUGAAACUCGUUUGACGUUGGAGCAAAGAUGCAUUUCUUCUUUUACUUCUGACUGCUGAGGCAGAGUGAACAGAGAGAGGCGAAGAACAGAGUAAAUAUUAGAAGAUGGAAGAGGAUAGUUUUAGUUUUUUGCUGUAGAGGCAUUAGGAAUAAGUCUACUCACAGACUAAUUAGCAGGGAACUGAACAAAAAGCUGUGAUCACAGGAGCAGCUGGAGCUCCACCUGACUAAAUUCAGUAACUCUCCUCUCACAUCUACAAAUCGCUGCGUCCAGACUGUUUGUGAGCAGAAACUACAAACACAAACAGUGUUGAGUCAAAUAUGACAAAUACCUGAGCCAGCAAAGUUUAAAAAAUUCUUUAGGAUGCCAAAGCUCAGACUACGUUUUCCUCUCAACGCCUCAUUCUGCACAGAAGCAAACAUUCACAACCAAGAGAACAAAAUCAUUUUAUAUGUUCAUUUUUAUUUGAGAAUGGCCGUUUGUUUUAAGGGUUGUUUUUUCAUUUGUGUGUGUGUGUGUGCAAAUGUUUGUGUGUAUGUGUACAAUAUGCAUUCUCUCUUAUCACCAUACAGUUACCACAUGCACCGACCCACACACACAUGCAGCAUCACACACGCUUUCACACACUUAAUGCCUGUUCUGGUGGAAGUUAUAACGGCAGAAUGACGUCACUGUAUCCGGUUUGUAAAUGGAGAUCUGUUAUUAAAACGUUAAACCUGAAACAA
Micropterus salmoides (largemouth bass) is the source of this 7288-nucleotide messenger RNA. RefSeq names its product WD repeat-containing protein 20. NCBI's taxonomy places the organism in Eukaryota, Metazoa, Chordata, Actinopteri, Centrarchiformes, Centrarchidae. Gene Ontology annotation, molecular function: protein binding. The transcript has 4 exons. The record is from RefSeq and is a predicted model, not a curated record. Bases 432 to 2462 code for a protein of 676 amino acids.